GAGGUGUUCACACCCAAUCAUUUCCAGCAAAUUCCAUUGUGACAACGUACGGUACGAGCAAUGAUGAUGAUGAUCUGAGGAACCUUUGUCUGUCUCAGAGUUCAUCCAUGAAGAAGAAGAGAUCCAAAUUCAUAAGAAAGUAACAAUUUUUCGAAAUGGGUCUGUCUAAGGAGAAUGUAACAGGUCUCAUUCUAGCAUUGAUGUCAAGUUUAUUCAUUGGGUCAAGUUUCAUCAUUAAGAAACAAGGUCUUAGAAGAGCAGCUUCAUUUUCUGGUGUAAGGGCUGGUGUUGGUGGGUUUUAUUAUCUAUUGGAACCACUAUGGUGGGUGGGAAUGAUCACAAUGAUUGUAGGAGAGGUUGCAAACUUUGUUGCAUAUGCUUUUGCUCCUGCUGUUCUAGUUACCCCUCUCGGUGCAUUAAGUAUUAUUGUGAGUGCUGUUUUAGCUGACAUUAUUCUGAAAGAGAAGCUACAUAAGCUUGGGAUAUUAGGCUGUAUAAUGUGCAUUGCUGGUUCUAUCAUUAUUGUUAUUAAUGCUCCUAAAGAGGAACGUAUCACAUCUGUCCUGCAGAUAUGGAAUAUGGCUACUCAACCAGCAUUUCUAGCAUAUGUCGGGUCUGUAAUAGUACUGGUCUUCGUUCUGGUUUUCCAGUUUGCACCAAGAUGUGGACAUACCAAUGUGCUAAUUUAUACCGGCAUUUGUUCGUUGAUGGGCUCCCUCUCUGUGAUGAGUGUCAAAGCACUUGGAACUUCUUUGAAAUUAACUUUUGAAGGGAAUAAUCAGUUAGUUUAUCCACAGACAUGGUUUUUCAUGUUAAUUGUAGCCAUAUGCGUCGUCAUGCAAAUGAAUUAUCUUAAUAAGGCUCUUGAUACCUUCAACACGGCAAUCGUGUCUCCAAUAUACUAUGUCAUGUUUACAACACUUACAAUACUCGCCAGCGUAAUAAUGUUCAAGGAUUGGGAUGGCCAAAGUUUUUCAACUAUUGUGUCAGAAAUAUGUGGCUUUAUUGUCGUGCUCUCUGGCACAAUAAUGUUACAUCUGACCAAGGACUUUGAAAGAAGCCAUUCUUUUAGAGGUGGCACACCUUCAUCGCCUGGCACAUUAUCUGUCAGGCUUUAUAACGGAAACGGAGACUUGUUACUUAAGGAAGAUGAAGAAAAUGAAUCUCUUGAGAUUAAUUGCUAAUAAAGGCAAGAUUUAUGUUAGAUGGUUUUAUAUGACACAGUAAAGGUCUUAAAUUAGGGGAAUUUGAACCUUCCUCUAGAAAAAAACGAAUGAGGAAUCCCAUCACAUGUAGACAUAGAAAGAUGGGAGGUUUCCGAAGCUAUUCUUUAAUGGAUUUAAUUGAUACACACCGAAAGUGUAAAUUUUUUACUGUCAAUCAAUCAUAACCGUCAGAUAAAUAAUGUUUUUAAAACUUCAAUCAUAUCUACCUUAAAAGUAAUAUAAAUGAUAGUUUAUGAUUGGUUGAUAGUGUUAAAGUUUUUACACUGACAGUGUAUCAAAAUUAAUCUAUUCUUUCAUUUUGAGCAUAUCAGGAAUUAUAUCGACAUAAUUUUUUUGGUUUGGAGUUUGCAAGGUGCAUAUUGUACAGUGCCCUCAGUUGAUUGUGUUAGAUAAGGUCAUUGGAUUGAGAUUAGUUCUCUCUUUGUGAGGCUCUUUUUACAUGAAUGAAGAAAGUGAGGAUAUAGAUUAGUUUUUCUGA
This is a messenger RNA of Trifolium pratense (red clover), 1704 nucleotides long. RefSeq names its product probable magnesium transporter NIPA3. The coding region runs from base 156 to 1184 and encodes 342 amino acids. Gene Ontology annotation, cellular component: membrane. The transcript has 9 exons. Lineage: Eukaryota; Viridiplantae; Streptophyta; Magnoliopsida; Fabales; Fabaceae. Gene Ontology annotation, molecular function: magnesium ion transmembrane transporter activity. The record is from RefSeq and is a predicted model, not a curated record. Gene Ontology annotation, biological process: magnesium ion transport.